AUGAGUGAUACGAUGUACAACAUUGAAGCGUACAACGAUAAAUCAACAUGCCACGUUGAUGAAGAUGUACCAACCCAGAGUGAAUACAUUCCUGGUAGGACCAGUGAUGUGCUUCAAGCCACGACCGACCGUCAUCCAGCUACUAGAAGCAACCGAAAGCCUAUUCGCAUAUCAGUUUGGAAUGUUAGAACACUUUUCAGAAAGGGACAGUUGAACAAUGUUCUAAGGGAAAUGGAAAGGUUGGACAUUAGUGUUUUGGGACUAUGUGAAGUGCGUUGGAAGGAGGCAGGAAUGUUUCGGAAAAAUGACUCUACAAUGAUCUACUCUGGUGGCAAUGAACAUCAAAGAGGAGUAGGCAUGAUUUUGAAUAAGCAAACCUCGAAAAGUUUACUUGGGCAUUGGGCGCUUUCUGAUCGUGUUAUUCUAGUCAAAAUUAAAGGCAAUCCAUUCAAUAUCAGUAUCAUUCAAGUUUAUGCUCCAACUUCAGAUGCUGAUGACGACGAGAUCGAUGGUUUUAAUGAAACUCUAGACAAAGCGUACAGUCAAUGCAAGUCGACUGAAGAUAAAAUCGUUAUGGGCGAUAUAAACGCAAAAGUCGGCAAAGGAAAAGUUGGAAGCAUUGUUGGUCCUUUUGGACUUCGGGAUCAGAACGAUAGAGGUCAGAAAUCCAUAGACUGGUGUGCAAGAAACCAUCAGGUCAUUACCGGUACUUGGUUCAAACAUCAUCCAAGACGAUUGUACACUGCAAAACAUAUCCCAGUGCGGAUUGUGGUAGCGACCAUAAUCCAGUUGUGA
Molecule: messenger RNA, 795 nt
Organism: Penaeus vannamei (Pacific white shrimp)
Lineage: Eukaryota; Metazoa; Arthropoda; Malacostraca; Decapoda; Penaeidae
Source: RefSeq, a predicted model, not a curated record